AUGGCUGAAGAUCUGCGUUGGUAUUAUACCAAUGCGACUGAAGAUGGUACAAUGCGACACCCCGUUGAUUCUAUCUCUUGGGCACAAGUGAAUGAUAAAUGGCCAUACAUUGCUGCUGAACCAAGGAAUCUUCUACUUGGAAUUUCUACAGAUGGGAUGAACCCUUUCUCCAUGCAAAACACCAAUCACAACACAUGGCCAGUGUUGUUAGUGAACUACAACACGACUCCAACGAUGUGUAUGAAGGCUGAGAAUAUAAUGUUGACAUUGCUGAUCCCUGGUCCAACAGCUCCUGGUAAUAACAUAGAUGUCUACUUAGCACCAUUAAUAGAUGAUCUGAAAGAUUUGUGGGCUGAGGGUAUUGAAGUCUAUGACUCAUUUGCGAAGGAGAAUUUCACACUUAGAGCCUUACUACUUUGGUGUAUCAGUGACUAUCCAGCAUUAGGAACCUUGUCUGGAUGUAAAGUGAAGGGGAAACAAGCAUGCAAUGUAUGUGGAAAGGAUACACCUUCUAGGUGGCUUAAGUUCAGCCGCAAGUUUGUCUACAUGGGAAAUAGAAAGAGACUACCGCCUGGCCAUCGUUACAGAUAUAAAAAAGCUUGGUUCGACAACACAGUGGAGGAAGGGAAUGCGAGUAGGAUACAAACUGGCGCUGAGAUAUAUGAGACAUUACAAGCUUUUAGGAAUGAUUUUGGAAGACCUCUAGAUAAGGAGAAGAAAAGGAGAAGACCAGAGUUGGAAGAUGAUGAGAUGGUUCAAGAAGAAGAGUUUGAAGAAUCAAAUGAUCUAUGGCGGUGUAAGAAGAGAUCAAUAUUCUUUGAACUACCUUACUGGAAGGAUAUGCAUGUUCGUCAUAAUAUUGACGUUAUGCACGUUGAAAAGAAUGUGUCGGAUGCUAUAAUGUCUAUCUUGAUGCAAAGUUCGAAGUCAAAAGAUGGUUUGGAAGCAAGAAAAGACUUAGCAGAUAUUGGAAUCAGAAGUCACUUGCACACAGAGGUUAGGGGUUCGAAAACAUACUUACCUCCAGCAUCGUAUUGGCUAUCCAAGAAAGAGAAGACCAUUUUCUGCAAAAGGUUAUCUCAGUUUAGAGGUCCUGAUGGUUAUUUGUGUAAUAUUGUGAAUACUGUUUCAGUUAACCCUCCUAAUAUAGGUAGUUUAAAGUCGCAUGAUCAUCACGUACUAGUACAGAACUUGUUACCAGCUGCAUUAAGAGGGUUGUUGCAUAGUGGUCCUAGGAUUGCCAUUAACAGAUUAUGCAGCUACUUUAACAGGUUGUGCCAACGCAUCAUUGACCCGGAGAAACUUAUAUUAAUGGAGACAGAGUUUGUGGAAACAAUGUGUCAACUGGAGUGCUUCUUCCCUCCAUCUCUUUUUGAUAUCAUGUUCCACCUUCCAAUACAUCUCUCAAAAGAGGCACGCUUGGGAAGACCAGUUCGCUUCCGCUGGAUGUAUCCAUUUGAAAGGUACAUGAAAACACUAAAGCCCUUUGUUAAGAAUUAUGCAAGGCCAGAAGCAUGUAUGGCUGAAGGGUAUUUAGCUGGAGAAUGUGUUGCAUUUUGUUUAGAGUUCCUUCAAGAUUCAGUACAAGUUCAAGAACCAGUUAAUCGUAAUGAAGAUAUUGAGGUUGAUAGAGUCGUGGUUGAAGGUCGACCUCUGCAGAAGGGAGUAGAGGUCACCCUUUCAGAUAAAGAUAGAGAUAUUGCUCAUCGCUAUGUGCUAAUGAACAUGGCAUCUAUGGAUCCCUAUGUUGAGUAA
Raphanus sativus (radish) is the source of this 1755-nucleotide messenger RNA. RefSeq lists its product as uncharacterized. Lineage: Eukaryota; Viridiplantae; Streptophyta; Magnoliopsida; Brassicales; Brassicaceae. Bases 1 to 1755 code for a protein of 584 amino acids. The transcript has 3 exons. The record is from RefSeq and is a predicted model, not a curated record.